Messenger RNA from Epinephelus moara (kelp grouper), 1374 nucleotides. RefSeq names its product enoyl CoA hydratase, short chain, 1, mitochondrial (gene echs1). Gene Ontology annotation, molecular function: enoyl-CoA hydratase activity. Gene Ontology annotation, cellular component: mitochondrion. Bases 83 to 958 code for a protein of 291 amino acids. NCBI's taxonomy places the organism in Eukaryota, Metazoa, Chordata, Actinopteri, Perciformes, Serranidae. Gene Ontology annotation, biological process: fatty acid beta-oxidation. The transcript is spliced from 8 exons. The record is from RefSeq and is a predicted model, not a curated record.
CCAACGAAGAAGAAGCAGGCGGAAGUAGCCUCAGCGAUCUUGGAGCAAGUUCAUUUGACAACAGCCUACCGUCGUCGCUGUCAUGGCUUUCCUCUGCAGAAGUGCUGCUUCCCUCCUGAAGUCCUCCAGAGCAGCCCCGGCCCUGCUGUCCGCUGCCCGCCUCUACAGCUCAGGAGGUCAGUAUGAGUAUAUCUUGGUGGAAAAGCGAGGUGAGAACAAAGAUGUGGGUUUCAUCCAGUUGAACCGACCCAAGGCUCUCAACGCUUUGUGUGACGGGCUGAUAAAGGACGUGGGAUCAGCCCUGGAUGCCUUUGAGGAAGACAGCAACAUAGGCGCUAUCGUCAUCACUGGCAGCGACAGAGCCUUUGCUGCGGGAGCAGACAUUAAAGAGAUGCAGAAUCGAACUUUCCAGGAGUGUUACGGGGGAAACUUCCUGGGUCACUGGAACAGAGUGUCCACAGUGAAGAAGCCUGUGAUUGCAGCUGUCAACGGAUUUGCUCUGGGUGGAGGCUGUGAGCUGGCAAUGAUGUGUGACAUCAUCUACGCCGGAGAGAAGGCGCAGUUCGGCCAGCCUGAGAUCCUGCUGGGGACCAUUCCUGGGGCGGGUGGCACCCAGCGCCUGACCCGUGCGGUGGGCAAAUCCCUGGCGAUGGAGAUGGUACUUACAGGAGACAGAAUAACUGCGCAAGACGCCAAGCAGUCAGGUUUGGUGAGUAAAAUUUAUCCGGUGGACCAGCUGGUGUCUGAAGCUGUUAAAUGUGGGGAGAAAAUUGCUGCCAACUCCAAACUGGUCUCUGCUAUGGCUAAAGAGGCCGUUAACGCAGCCUUUGAGCUGACGUUGGCUGAGGGUAAUCGUUUGGAAAAGCGCUUAUUCCACUGUACCUUUGCAACAAAUGAUCGUAAAGAAGGCAUGACAGCAUUUGUGGAGAAGAGAAAAGCCAGUUUCCAGGACAAUUAAAAAAGAGCAAGCCAAGAACACAACGUCCUUGAUAUCAGCCGGUCAUUUCCUUAUCUGCAAUAAGCUGAAGACUAUAAAAUCCUGAUUGUAGUGAAACAUACAAGAUGUUUGAAUUAGGGUUUGGAACUGAGUGAUUGCACAUUGCUGUUUUAUCACAGUGAAGCUCUGCCUGCUGAGGUUUGGUAUCACAAUCAAAUGGGUGCAGGAGUGCGGUGGGGUUUGACUGUGAGUACUGUUUGAUGACUUUGCCAGUGUGUUACAGGAGGAAUCAGUCCUGAUGACUCGUACUGACUUUGCCUUUUCAUUUUCACUAUUAAAUGUUUGUCUGCAUUUUGUAGGCAGCUUAUUUCUCUGUACAUUUUACAAAUAAAUCUUCAGUGUGGUUUUCAGCACUGUGACUGAGACAUGAACACAAA